AUGGCAAGAGAAAGCUCCAAAGACAAGACCAGCAGCAAGCGAAGAGAAAGCAAGUAUGAUGGUGACGACAAUGAUGAUGAUGCUAAUAAUAAUAACAGAGAACACAGACAUAGAUCAUCGAAACGUCACAGCAAGAGACGGUCUUCCGUAGAAGGAGAGAAGGAUAAAGAUCGCAAACAUUCUUCGACUCGCAAAUCUUCUUCCAAAGGCCGAAGCAAGAGCGGAGAUCGCAAACACAAAGACCAUGCUGAUUCUUCUUCUACUAAGGCUACGACUCACAAGAAGAGAGCUUCGAGUGUGGAACACAAAGAAAAAGAAAAGUCUAGUAAUAGACAUUCGCGAAGAACCAGCCGGACCAUUGAGGAUGAUGCCAGGGAAGCUUCCAAGGCUGCUCCUUCUGCUGCUGCUGAAGAACCCAAGCAUCACCGAUCUUCUAGUUUGGAGAAUCGAAAGUCUCCUUCCAUGGAGAGGAAUGAAUCAGAAGCGACACCAGCAGCUGCACAAACAUCUUCUUCUCCUUCUCGUCCUCCUCCUACAGCAGCAGCAGCAGCAGCAACUACCAAACCAUCCGUUGCACAGCGCUCCUCCACAGCACCAUCACCACCAAGAUCUUCCAAGCCUGCCGAUCCCCCAGCACCAGCUGUUGUUGCUGCUGUUAGUGCACCCAAGCCAACACCACCCAAACCACAACCACCAGCCGCUACGACUCCCACUUCGGUGGGACAAUUGCGACAAAAGCUGGAGGCUGCCGCUGCUACUUCUCGGGCAGCUGCUACAGGACAGGCGCCAGCAUCACCAGCCAAGGCACCCCAACCAGCAGCAGCUUCCAAGACCGCAGUGACUCCACCUGCAGCCCCAGCCUCCGCGUCUUCCACUCCUUCCAAAACGUCUCUGCAAUCGGUGGGACAAUUGCGACAAAAGUUGGAGGUUGCCGCAGCUACUUCUCGAGCGGCUGCGGUCCAUGCUCCUCCUUCUCCACAACCAGUACAGGCGGCCACUCCAGAAUGGCAACAAUUGCUCCAAGAAGCCAACCUUGUGCCAGCAACCACCACUACAACAACUAGUGCAAGUAGUACACCGGCACUUGGAAUGGCAACCACUACCACCACCAGUAAGGCGGCAUCCUCUUCGCCUCACAGGAAACCAACACCCACUUCUUCUUCUCCGGCCCGCAGUACACCUGCCAAAAAUCCAUACGACAAGGCCCAAGAACAAGUCAUUCGAGCACCACCCACACCCACCACUCCGGGAAGACAAUCCGUGGGACAAUUGCGUCAACAAAUGGAAGCCAAGGCUGCUGCUGCAUCUGCGGCGUCUGUAGUAGUGGGACCACCAUCUCCCAUUCGAAAGACGGCACAAGCACCAUGGGUCGUGCCUUCUACUACAACUACCACCACAACAACGAAAACAACAACAACUUCUACUUUACCCAAAUCAUCACCAAGUCGUUCUUCCAAGGUGGAGGAGAUUCGUCAAAAGCUGGAAACUACCGAACAACAGCAACAACAACAACAACAACAGCAACUUGACACUACCAUGGAUUCGGGAGCAGCCGUGGCAUUGUCUCCCUCGAGACAGUCCACGAAUGAAAUUAUUCAAAAGUUCAAUCGAUCUUCCAGCAAUCGCAACCUGCAGGACGAACAUACUGAACGAAGGGAGAGUGGUAGUAGUCGUGGCUUGCACCGUGAGCCCAGUCGUCGAGAACGUUCUUCUGCAUUGGAGGAUACUCCGGAUCGAGGAGGAGCAACAACAACAACAACAAGAGGAGAGUCUCGAAAAGAUUUGGAACGAAGCUCCAGUCGAAGAGGAGGACAUGAGGAUGGAGAUCGCAAAAAAGAUUCGAACAAUUAUCGUCGUCAUUCAUCGGAACGAAAUUUGGAUCGACAAAAGUCCAAGCGUAAAACUGAUACCACAAAGACGCUCAUCACAUCCACCACCACACAAAGCACCCUCGAUCUACAGGUAGCAGAGCAAGUAGACCUUGAUGCAUCCAAAGACAACAACAAGAACAAGAAGCGCAAACGCAAAUCCAAGCGUCAAUCUCAAAAGAAAUGCCGUGGUCCGGUAAUGUGUCUCAUUGUCUGCUUGCUGCUAUUGGGUGUUUUGGGUGUGGGUGCAUGGAUGUGGUUGCGCAUGCGUAAUGUAAGAGCCCAAGCUGUGGACAAUGAACCACUGUUCGGUGGUGAUGAUAAUACUGCUGCUGAUUCCAUACCCACACCCGUCUCACCCUCUCCUCCUAUGCCUACCACUAUGCCUGAUGUGAUACCACCCACAUUCAAACCAACGAAUAUACCAACUGUUGAACCUGGAUUGCCGACUGUUUCUCCUUCUCAAUUUCCAACGAUACAGCCUACUGCAACAGCAUCUUGGGGUCCUACCAUUCCUCCAUCCGAUGUUCCAUCGGCGGCGCCAACCACCCAGUCCGAAUGGAUUGGAAAUGUCAUUUUUGACGUGGCUCGAUUCGGUGGAGAAGAGUUCAAUCGGCCAGAUACCUACCAACGCAAGGCGAUGGAAUGGAUCUUGGUGGAAGGAAACAACAUUGCCAUUGCAGUUUCCAAUGAAAUGUCCUACGAAGAGUUGGUGGUCCAACUCUACGCCCUCGCUUGUACUUACUACAGCACCUACCAAGUCGCCAAUGAUGUCACCAGUGUCUUGCUAGACGCCGAAGAAGUUGGUCCUUGGAUCAAUUCGGAUCGUUGGAUGAUGUCGGCUUCCAAUGGCGGAUGCGACUGGUUUGGAGUGAUUUGCAAUCGUCGUGGACAUGUGGAAAAGAUCAGCUUGCCCAACAAUGGGCUCAGUGGAAACGUUCCUCCCGAGCUUUCACUACUCAAGGAUUCCAUCUUGUACCUUGAUUUGUACAAUAAUGACAUUCACAAUGUGGGUGAAAAUGGAAACUCCUUUUUGGGUGAAAUGACCAAUCUUCAGUACCUCUACUUGGGUCAAACCUUUUUCGAGCACGAUGGGAUUCCAACCCAGUUGUCACGCCUCUCCAACUUGGUCGAGUUGGACAUUUCCUUCACCUCUUGGUUUGGACCAUUGAAGUCGAAUCCUUGGUCCAGCCUGGUCAAUCUGGAAUACCUCGUCAUGAAUGGCAAUGUAUUCAACAAUACGUUGCCAGAAGAGCUGGUCCAAUUGCCCAAGUUGCAAUACUUGUAUGUGGUGGACAGCUUUUUGAAGGGUGACUUGGAAUGGGUGUCUCGCAUGCCGGCCAUUCGCGAGCUGUGGAUUGACAACAAUCCAUUGUCCGCGGAAAUUCCAGACUCCUUGAGCAAGGCUUCCACAUUGGCCAGCUUUUCCGCCGGCAACUGCGGUUUGACUGGAGGCAUUCCAGCUUCGAUGGGCGAUUUGGCGGAUAGUAUGACCCAUUUGUGGUUGAAUGACAAUGAUUUGACCAGAGCCAUUCCUGGAGAUCUCUCCAGGCUAUCCAAUCUUCAAACCUUGAGUUUGAUGGGCAAUGGGUUCAAUGGCGGAGUUCCAAGCGAAAUCUGUUUUGAUCUUUCACGGUUGCAAACGAUCGAAGUGGAUUCUUCUGUCCCUUGCGAAUGCUGCACCUGCUGUGGCCACAACAGCCUCUCGGUUCAGAGUGCUACCACUGGCACCAGAUAA
Molecule: messenger RNA, 3606 nt
Organism: Cylindrotheca closterium
Lineage: Eukaryota; Bacillariophyta; Bacillariophyceae; Bacillariales; Bacillariaceae
Source: the annotation of a GenBank genome assembly